This is a messenger RNA of Cuscuta campestris, 2369 nucleotides long. Lineage: Eukaryota; Viridiplantae; Streptophyta; Magnoliopsida; Solanales; Convolvulaceae. The record is from the annotation of a GenBank genome assembly.
AACGCAAGAGGUGAUAAUAAUAUUUUAUUUUAUUUUAUUAUCAAUAAAUAUACAAACAAAUAUUAUCGAGAUACCAUGAUAAUAAAAAAGUACUUCCGUUCCUAAUUUGAUUACAAAUUGGGAAUUACGAGGAAAAACUUCUCGUCUUUUGAAAUUAUUUUAUUUACCAAUUGAUACAUCAAUGAGAAAUAAAAAUUAUAUAUUAAAAAACUACGUCAAGAGUUCUACAAAACGAGAGGUAUCAAAUUGGUGCUCUCAUCUUCGUUCUCAUGGCUUCAUCCGACACGCCAACCUCUGCGUUGACGCUUGAGGACAUCAUGCACGCCAUAACUGACAUACGGAAGGACUUGCAUGCAACGAAAGCGCGGGUGACUGAGCUCGCUACGGCCAAGGUCGACGACCCCACCAGCAAUCACCGUACACCAUUCAUGGGGUGGCGUCCUCCACCUUCCCGUAUCACCUCCAGCAGCACGGAUCCCGUACCGCGCAUGCGCGUAGACACUCCCCGUUUCUCAGGCGACGAUCCUACAGGGUGGAUUUUCCGAAUACAAAAGUAUUUUGACUACUUUCUCACGCCAGAACCGGAGCGCUUGCAGUUGGUCGCCAUGUUGAUCGACCACCCCGCCUCCGAUUGGUUCCAUUACUAUCAAUCUAAUACCUACGGAGCUUCCUGGGCAGAUUUUUUGGUGGCCGUCCAACAGCGUUUUGAUCCGCAUUAUUAUGAAAACUACGUCGGCCUCUUGUCAAAAUUGACUCAAACAUCAUCCGUGUUGGACUAUCAGACGGCCUUCGAAUCCUUGCUCAAUAAAGUUUCGGGCGUUCCGGAAGAAACCUUGAUCUCUAUGUUUGUGGCCGGCUUGAAGCAACCUGUGCAACGAGAGGUAAAUCUCCGCAACCCCGCCACGUUACAAUCUGCCUUUGCUUUAGCCCGUGAAUUGGCCGCCUGUCAUCAAGAAGCCGCAGCAGCGUUUGGUUCCCCUGGCCGCAGAUCCUGGCCCAAUCGGCCUCCACCACCUACAGCAGCGGCAGGCAUCCUCCCUACUCCCACACCAGGUGUUCGGCCACCCCCUACAGAGGUCCGUCAGCCCGACCGCUCCUCAACAUCGACGUUACCAGUGGUGGUCGUUUCAGCAGCCGAGAAAGCCGAACGUAGCAAAAAAGGGCUUUGUUGGUAUUGUAAUGAAAAGUGGGACCGGUCCCAUAAUUGCCGCCGCCGGUUCUUAGCGCUCAUGGGCUCGAUGAUGACGAACUGUCCCUUGAUGCGGAGGAACCAUCCGACCCGGCAGACUUCACUCCCGUUAUCACCGGCGACAUCUCGAGCAUCCAUUCAGUCCGGCAGCCCGAGUCCGCGGUCUCUCAAAUUGGCCGGCUCCGUGCAUGGUACAGCCGUCCAGGUCCUUUUGGACAGUGGGAGCACCCACAACUUCAUCCACCCCGGGGUGGCCGAACGCCUCGCCCUGGUCCUUCAUCCUGUCACACCCUUCCGCGUCUACGUCGGUAAUGGUGACUCACUUCGUUGCUCUUACAGUUGCCCGCGGACGCCAUUAUCUCUCCAAGGCCAUCUUUUUGAAAUUGAUUUAUACAUGCUGGAAGUUCAUGGCCCCGAUAUUGUACUCGGAUUUCAGUGGUUGCAAACUUUGGGCAAGGUGGCACACGACUAUGCGAAAUUAACCAUGGAAUUCAUUUGGAAUGGCGACACCAUCACAUUACGGGGCGACUCUCCUAGCCCGCGUCCGAUAUCCUACAAUCAGUUGAGCGUCCUCCUUGCUGCACCCGAGCCAGUCGACUUAUAUGAAGUGGUGGGCACCGCUGUGGAGCCGCCGCCAGUCAUGACUGAGGACCUGUCGUUCCCUCCUAAUCUACCAGAACCCAUCCGCGACUUGCUUACUCAGCACUCACCGACGGGGGCCUCUAACCAUGCUGCCGAUGCACUGUCCCGACGAGAAGAUGAAGCAGAGGUAGCCUCUCUGCUCUUGACCUAUGCACGGCCUCAGCCCAAGCUCCUGGAUGAUGUCGCUACGGAAAACACCACGUCCCCGGAACUCCGCCAACUUCAUGAAGCUGUGGCAGCGGGAACAGCAAAACCAGGUUUCACUGUACACGCCGGUAUCCUUUACUAUAAUCACCGUCUGGUCUUGGCAUCCUCCUCACCUCUACGCCACCAUCUACUGGUCUCAAUUGAACUAGUACCAAUGUCUCAUAAUGUGAAUGUGAUACCUAAGGUGAGUGACUGAGUGUGAGAAUAUUAGUGAAGAAGGUGAAGUGCCAAAUCUUACACUAUAAUCACUCGAAGAAUGUGAUUAUCAAAUCCCCAUUAAUCAUAGGGCUGUAAUUUGGAUGGGUUUACCAAUUAAAUACUCGUAAUAUUU